Molecule: messenger RNA, 3309 nt
Organism: Mauremys mutica (yellowpond turtle)
Lineage: Eukaryota; Metazoa; Chordata; Testudines; Geoemydidae
Product: neuroblastoma suppressor of tumorigenicity 1
Exons: 4
Coding region: 984-1520 (178 amino acids)
Biological process (GO): animal organ morphogenesis
Molecular function (GO): BMP binding; receptor ligand activity
Source: RefSeq, a predicted model, not a curated record
CAAGCCCCUUUCCUUACUGAAGGCAGCCUGGAAUUGCUCUGCUUGUGUGUGUGUGAGAGAGAGACAGACUGAUUGUGAUUUUCCUGGGCAGUGCUGCUGUCUCCAUUCUGAGCCCAGCCAGGAGGGGAUACAGAGCUCUCGGCACUAGAGUGGAGUUUGCCAUUUGCUGUGGGCUUCCUUGCCUUUUGGGCAUUUCUCCGCGGGCAGGGAGUCUUUGGGAGAAGAUGCUUUGGAGGGACUGGAUCCUUCCAGUCCCAGGCUGAGCUUCCCAAGCCCCAUUACUUUUCUCGACUGGGUUUUGGUUUUGGCUGGAGGGUUCUGCUGCCUUUCCAGCCCAGCGCUCACCUUUCACGCUAUUGAACUGGAAUGAACUGGGACUCCUCUGAUUUUAUUUUUUUCUUUCUGGAAAGUUUUUUCCUUCCCUAGCCCCCAGCUGAUUGUGAAAUUCCGUUUGGAUGGGCUUGAACCUUCUGCACCUUUUGGAUUCUGUUGCCUGACUGAGGCUCUCACCCAGACUCUCAGCUGUUGGUUAUUAUUCAUAAUUCUUUUUGCUCCUUUCCUACCUGUUGGCUGGUGGUGGAGGAAGUUUCUGCACCGUCUGGGUUUGCGAGGAUUUUGCCCUUCUCAGUCCCUCUGGAUUCCCUGCACUCCAGGAUGCUGUUGCUGCUGGCGAUGAGGAUGUUAUAAACUUCUAGAGGGGGCAGAGAUUUUGUCUCCCCCUCGAUUUCCCUAUUUGGAGAGGAUACAGAUCUGAGGUGUUGAGCUCAGUUUGCUCCUUGGUUCCCCCCCCCCCCCUUCUCUGUGGCGAUUGAGGGAAGAUCCCAGUUCUUUUUAGUAGCUGAUUUGCUGGGGCAAUCUGAAAUUUCUGUCCUCGGAGAGUGAUCUGUAUCGAUCUGCUGGCUUCCCUCAGAGCUCCUAGCCAAGGACCUUAUGGGAUUUUCCUUCAAUCUACUUCAUGUUCUAGGGUUUCGGUGGAGCUGGCCAUGAUGUUCCGGUUCCUGGUGGCUGCCCUCUUCCCAGCUGUGAUCCUGGCCGCGCCACCCCCCAUUAACAAACUGGCCCUUUUCCCGGACAAGAGCGCGUGGUGCGAGGCGAAGAACAUCACCCAGAUUGUGGGGCACAGCGGCUGCGAGUCUAAGUCCAUCCAGAACAGGGCCUGCUUGGGACAGUGCUUCAGCUACAGCGUCCCCAACACCUUCCCUCAGUCUACAGAGUCCCUGGUGCACUGUGACUCCUGCAUGCCCGCCCAGUCCAUGUGGGAAAUCGUGACGCUGGAUUGCCCGGGCAACGCCGAGAUCCCCCGAGUCGACAAGCUGGUGGAGAAGAUCCUGCGCUGCAGCUGCCAGGCCUGUGGGAAGGAGCCGAGCCACGAGGGGGCGCUGUUCAACGUCUACCUGAACGCCGAGGAGAACCUGCCCGCCGAGGGCCCCAACCCCCAUCACUACGCGCACCACCAGCAGGAGGUGGAAGAGGCUCCCGUCGCCAACCGCCACCGCGAGGAGGAGGGGGGCGAGGAGUGACCCACGCCCUCCAGGACUGUCCUUCCAGCCUGCAGUGCGGACGGGGGGGUGGUGCACGGGGGAGGGGGUGGGGCUGCGGGGUGUCUUACCUGUCUACUAACUACCCAUCAUGCUUUGCUCUUAGCGGCGCUGUGGGGUGGGCACGAACGUCCGAGGCGCAGACGGGGCUUGGGCUGAGACGUGGGGAUGGGAGCGCGGGGGGGAUCCGAGCAAACCUACUUGCACAUCAUAGUGAUAAUAUAUUGUCGGGGGGCGGGAGGUUAGGGGCAGGACGGGACCCCGCGGGGGCUGAGGGUGGCACAGGCUGGCUCUGCAGGGUUUGGAACCGGGCUUCGGAGCCUCUUAUGCCUUCUCUUCCUUCUCCUCUGUAGUUUUAAUGGACUCUCGCUGGGGGACCAGCCUCUCUGCUCCACCCCCUGCUGCUCUCCUGGGAUGUCUGUGAGGGUGAGCGAUCUCCCGCAUCCUCCUGGGAGUGGGGCAGCCCCCUGGGGGUGUAGGGCUGGGGUGCCCUUCCUCUCUGCUGCCCCUAGGGGUGGGUGCUGUAGGGAGACUCCAAAACGAGGGGAUAGGAAGAUCUUUUCUUCUCCAUACCCAGAGGAACUCACUGACUGAAACUACACCCAGCUCUGGGUUCAGGCAGGUCUUGGUUUUUGAUUUGCCCCAAAUGUGACUCCAGGAGGGAAAUGGGGGAGCCUAAAAAGGGUUUUAUCCCCAGUGCUGGUUAUCCGCGGGACGGAGAUGGUGUGUGCUGGGCAUGCCGGGCGCUGAGGGUGAAAGGAGAUGCACGUGCAUGCUGGGGCCUGGGACAGGAAUGACACGGUGGCCUAUGGGGGGCCGGGAGGGCUGGUGGAAGGGAGUGGAGGGUCUAGGGACUCUGCAUUUCUCCAGCACUCCCAUGCUCUGUCGUCUUUGGCUCCUAUUGGUCUUGCCUCGGGAAACAGGGUGUUUCCACUAGCUCAUGUCCCUGGCUUUAUUGCUGGACCCUGGCGCUCCCUCCCAUCCCUCGUCCUCUGGGGUGGGUCAAGGAGAAGCAGAGCAAGGGGCAGCAGGGACUCUCCUUGCUCGCUGCCUAGUCUGAGUCCAUUGCAAGCCUGGCGUGCACCCAGCCGAGGAGGAAGAGCUCCCUUGGGGGAAGGCAGGGCCUGCGGGGAGGGUCAGGGGACUUGGGGGAGGCCACUAUCACUGGGGCUCAAGGCCUAAUGCUUUACAAAUGGACCCAGAAACCUUCCUUCCUCUCCCCACCCCACCGCUCAGCCAAACCUCCUGCCCUAUUUGCAUCUGUUCCCAACAGUUUUGUAAGGAGCUGCUGGGCAUGGAGGGGCCUCUCUCUGCUCUGUCUGGCACCUGAGAGGGGGGCUCUUCUGGGAGGGAGUCAGGGCGCACAGUGAGCCCUGGGGAUCCUCGCUCAGUACAGUGACAGAUCGGGGGGCGUCCCUCUACCAGGGAGUCUGGGGCAUGUGUCAUAGACUCGUCUCCAAUCUGCCCCUCCCGCCUCGGCUUCUCUGCAGCACUUUACCAGAUAGUGGUGGGAGGGGGUGAGUUGAUCUCCUUGGCGGGAAUGGAACGUAGCUGGGAAUUGCUCCUUAUCUCCCCUUCACGCUACCGGGGAUUGGGGAGACGUUUGGUUGGGGACCUGGGGGCCAGCCCUGCCUGUCUCGCUAGCCACCUUCGCUCUGUUGUAUAAAGCUGAUCUCUUUGUUGCUGUUCUGACAAAAGCUUCCAGAGCUUGUCAUCAAUAUAUUUUUCCUUUUGACGGGAUUUUUUUUUUCUUAAAUAAAUUAGUUUUAAC